This is a messenger RNA of Prosopis cineraria, 4157 nucleotides long. Its product is annotated as protein MEI2-like 1. Gene Ontology annotation, molecular function: RNA binding. The transcript is spliced from 15 exons. The record is from RefSeq and is a predicted model, not a curated record. Bases 722 to 3640 code for a protein of 972 amino acids. NCBI's taxonomy places the organism in Eukaryota, Viridiplantae, Streptophyta, Magnoliopsida, Fabales, Fabaceae.
CUAUAUUCUCUCCUAUUUUUCCUCUUAUUUUCUCCCCUUUGUUUUUGUUUUUGUAUUUUAAAGCACACUUUCUUCUCCGUCCUGUCCCCCCUCUCUCUCCGCACCAUCUCAAACUCUAUUGUUGUGUGGUCUGAUUCUCUCUCCAAAUCAGAGGGCGACCGGCGACCGCAAUCGCCGGAGAUUCGCCCUUGCUCGCCAGAGCAGUUUGUUUCAUGAUUUGAGCUGCGAAUGAUGAAUUGUUCUUCCCUUGUUUUCCUUUUUUCUGGAUAGAGUGGUGUUUGGGGAAAUACAAACAAACAGAAAGAAAAAAGAAUAUUCUUUUGUUCUCUUGUGUAGCUGGAGAUCGCCGGGAAGGCAAUGUACCGAGAGAAGAAAGGAGAUUUUGCAGCAAAUAUGCUGAGAUCCCAUCAUUUCUGAAUUCUUUAAGCGUGGACCGCGGAUACGAUUCAUUUAUCAACAAGUUUCGGAACGAGCAGUUGCUGAAUUUCGUGGAGGAAGCUGGGGAGAAAAAAAUUUUGAGUUCUGUGUGUUGGCGAAUGGUGUCCAAAUUUGAAGCAGGUUCAUCGUGCAGUACCUUGUUUAUUUUCGUCUGUUCCCUCUUUAUCAAGCAAAUGACCUUAAAUUUCCAACAGACGACGAGGUAUAGGGUCCAUCAAAGCCAGCAAGUGAGGAGCUUUUCGGUAAUUGUUCCAUUCCAGAGUUCUGGACUCUGAGCUGCGCGAUGCCUUUUGAAAUAAUGAACCAGAGGGGCAUAUCUGCCUCGUCCCACCUUUUUGAUGACAAUUCCUUUUUUCCUGAGAAGAGUGUUGGAUUGCAGAAGCCAAAAUCCUUUCAUGACCAUUAUUUACAAAGGAAAAUAGGAGCAUCGCCACAGAGCAUUUCAAGUACAUCGUCAUCUCUAGAAAUGAAUGCCAACUCUGGCUUGCCAAUUUCACAAACAAGUCUGUUGGGAGAAGUUACAGAAAAGCCGCAAGUUGGUGGAGGAGGCAUUAUUGACGUGUUGAACUCUACCAAGGAUUCAAUGACUCAUCACCCCAGAUCAUGGUCUACUGUGCAUAUGCAGCCAGAACCUACAUCUUAUAGUUUAACUGGAAAAAAGAUUCUCACUGAUACUGCUUCCCAUGAGAGCAGCCUAUUCUCUAGCUCACUGUCUGAGGUCUUUGGCCAAAAAUUGAGGUUAUCUCGGAAUGAUAUUCUGUCUCAUCAGCCUGUUACCAUUGGUUCCUUUCCUGAGGAAGAACCAUACAAAUCUCUUGAAGAAAUUGAGGCUGACACUAUUGGGAAUCUCCUUCCUGAUGAAGAUGAUCUGUUUUCUGGUGUUACUAAUGAGUUAGGAUACACUGCUAAUGCCAGAACAACUGAUGACUUUGAAGAGUUUGAUUUGUUUAGCAGUGGUGGAGGCAUGGAAUUAGAGGGAGAUGAACAUCUAAGUUUGGGAAAGAAAAUCAGCUGUCUGGAUGUAGAUUCCGGUUAUUUUGGAGGUUUUAAAGGAAAACUUCCUUUUGGCGAACAACCUUCUAGGACACUUUUUGUUAGAAACAUCAAUAGCAAUGUUGAAGAUUCUGAGAUAAAGGCUCUUUUUGAGAAAUAUGGAGACAUCCGAACCAUUUAUACAGCCUGCAAGCAUCGUGGGUUUGUGAUGAUUUCUUACUAUGACCUAAGGGCAGCACAAAAUGCAAUGCAAGCACUUCAGAAUAGGUCAUUGAGGUCUCGGAAACUUGACAUUCAUUAUUCAAUUCCAAAGGGCAAUGCUCCUGAGAAGGAUAUAAGCCAUGGUACACUUGUGCUUUCUGGUCUUGAUUCUUCUGUUUCGAAUGAUGAGCUUCAACAGAUUUUUGGAUUUUAUGGAGAAAUAAAGGAAAUCUAUGAAUCUCCAGAAGUAAAUUAUAAAAAAAAUAUUGAAUUUUAUGAUGUGCGAGCUGCAGAAGCUGCUCUUCGUGCAUUAAACAGGAGUGACAUUGCUGGUAAGCAGAUCAAGCUUGAACCUGGUCAUCCUCGGGGAACGACAUGUCUGACGCUUGAGUCUCACAAUGGCCAAGAUGAACCUGAUUUUGGUCAAAGUCUCUGUGACAACUCAUCACUAAGACACAAGGCAACGAUGUCUUCUGGAGUAAUUGCACCUGGCUGCCUAGAAAAUGGAUCUAAUCCUGGAUUUCGCCCUGCAAUACAGCAACCUAUUAAUGCAUUAAUUGAUAAUGCUUUCUCUCCUGUGAAUUCUAGCAUUCACAAAUCAGUGAGAGGGCCAACUUCUGGAAAAGUGCCUGGUGUUUGCGAUUCCAGUAACUUCCUUGAUGCAAUGAAGUUUUCCUCUGUUCCAAGAUUCCAUCCUCAUUCCCUUCCUGAUUAUCAUGAUAGUUUUGCUAAUGGUAGUGCUUACAACUUUUCAAGCAUUGUUGGCAAUGUGGCUGGCAAUAUUGGUAGUGGAGUGGCAGACAACUCAGAUAGCAGGCCCAAUCAGGGAAUGGGAUCAACUGGGAAUAUGAUGGAAUUUGCAGGAGCAGGAAAUGGGAACCAUCAACGUCAUGGACUUUAUCAUGUGUGGAACAGCUCCAAUUUGCACCAGGAGCCUUCACCAGGUCCCAUGCUUUGGCAGAAAACACCAUCAUUUGUUAAUGGUGCUUGUGCUCCUGGCCUUCCGCAAAUGCCCAGCUUUCCUAGAACACAGCCUCACAUGCUAAGAGCAUCACACAUAGACCACCAUGUUGGGUCAGCUCCUGUUGUUACUGCCUCACCCUGGGACAGGCAACACUCUUAUCUAGGAGUGUCUCCUGAAACUUCUGGUUUUCGUAUGGGUUCUCUAGGAAGUGCUGGUUUACCUGGUAGUUGGCAAUUGCAUCCUCCGGAGUUUUCUUCUCACAACAUGUUCCCUCAUAUUGGUGGGAAUGGUGCAGAAUUGACAUCAACUGCUGGGCAAAACUCUCCUAAUCAGUUGUCACAUGCUUUUCCUGGGAGACAUCCCAUGGCUUCUAUGUCCAAACUUGAUUGCAAUGAACGAAUGAGGAAUCUGUAUCCCCUCCGGAAAAGUGAAGCUAACAUUAAUAAUGCUGAUAAAAAGCAAUAUGAACUUGACCUAGGCUGCAUAAUGCGUGGGGAAGACAGCCGUACAACUCUAAUGAUAAAAAAUAUUCCCAACAAGUAUACUUCCAAGAUGCUUCUAGCUGCUAUAGAUGAGCAAUGUCGGGGAACUUAUGAUUUUCUAUAUUUGCCUAUUGACUUUAAGAACAAAUGUAAUGUUGGCUAUGCAUUUAUUAAUAUGAUUGAUCCUGCUCAGAUUAUUCCAUUCCACCAGGCUUUUAAUGGGAAAAAAUGGGAGAAAUUUAAUAGUGAAAAGGUAGCCUCACUUGCAUAUGCCCGAAUUCAGGGUAAAGCUGCACUUAUCGCUCAUUUCCAGAAUUCAAGCCUGAUGAAUGAAGACAAGCGUUGCCGUCCUAUUCUAUUUCACACAGAUGGCCCAAAUGCUGGUGAUCCGGAGCCUUUUCCCAUGGGUACUAAUGUUAGAAUGAGGCCAGGAAAAUCUCGCUGUAGUACUAAUAAUGAGGAGAAUCGCAGCCAGGGGAGUCCUUCAACUUUGGCAAGCGUAGAGGGAUCAACCACUAAUGGAAUAGAUUCUUCAUUGAGCUCUUCGCGGAACUCUGACUGACUUUGCCUCGGGCACUAGGCAUUCGAUCUUGCCGCUUGCGCCAUGAAAUUCAACAUGAAUCUGUAUAUUGCCUUUUUCUUUUUGUUGGAGGGAGAGUUAGACCAGGAAGUAAGGGGGCUCACAAAUUUUGCCUAUAGAGAGGAAGCCUUGCACAAGUUUUCAGAGGCUGGGGUACAUAACAAGAAUGAAGUGACUGAUCGUAGUUACAUUUUCUUUCUUUUAAAUUUUUGCAUGGAGUUCUGCUGCCAUCUUAUGAGUUUAGAAAAAUGAUUGGCUUAAUUGAAGCUCAAAAUUUUGGCUAGCUGUGAAGAGACAGUGUCACAGUUCGCAGUAGUUCUUUUGAGACCACGGUCGACGUGGGUUUCAAGGGGAAUUUGCUGAUUUUGUUUUUGUCAUUUUGUCUCUGUUCUCAUGUAAAUUUCUUGUUAUACCCUCAGUUAAUGGUCUUUAGGACGAUUCCUGAGGGAGAUUUAAAUUGCUAUAUUUAAUUCGGUGCUGCUAUACUCUUUCUGAUUUA